AUGGACCUCCUACUUCCACCUCCUCGAGCUGUCAUUUUCGACCUUGGCGAUGUACUCUUCACCUGGUCCGCCACAACAGCUUCGACCAUUCCAGCUCGACAGCUGAGAGACAUCCUUUCGACACCUAUCUGGUUCGCCUACGAUCGUGGUGAAAUCACUCGAGAUGUUUGCUAUCAGCUGAGUGCUGAGAAAUUCUGUCUUUCGGCAUCCGAAAUUGCAGAAGCGUUUAGACAGGCACGCAAGUCUUUGCAGCCUGAUCCAGCGAUUCUUGCCCUUUUGCGUGAAAUAAACAAGAACCCUACGAUUCAAGUGUAUGUGAUGUCCAAUAUUGGCAAAGAGGACUUUCAGGAUCUUGCAACGAGGAUAGAUUGGUCGCUUUUCAACCAAGUUUUUACCUCUGCGGCUGCUGGCAUGCGGAAGCCGGAGCUCGGGUUCUACAAACAUGUCCUGGAUCAUAUCGGCCUAGCCGGCAAUGAGAUUGUCUUCAUCGAUGAUAAGGAAGAGAACAUUCGCGCCGCACAAGCUUUGGGCAUUCGUGGACACGUAUUUGAGCAUUCGACAAUUCAUGGCGUGGCUUUCGCAGACAACUUCGCAAAACUACUAAUCGCGGACACGCUGCAAAACAAAAACCUCAUCGAUCUCUAUUGGGGAUCCAAGAAGACCUGGAAUUUCUUCAAUGGCGAUGCAGCACUCAUACCGGGAGGACAGUUUCCAGACGACUUAGACACCACAUCCCUCGCUCUACAAGUUCUGCAACCACCAUCCAAGGAAUUAGUGUCAACCCUUCUUAAUGAAAUGGCCGAAUACGCCAACCAGGAUGGAACUUUCCAGGCAGCGCGACAGACGUACUUCGACCGUAUCAAGGUGCGGGAUGACCCCAUCGUGAGCGCAAACAUAUUGGCUUGCUUCUACUCCUAUGGCCGUGGACACGAAUUUCAGGAUACCCUGAAACUUAUGACCCUUGGUCCGCUGUUGAAAUCGAGAGUGAACGAACGCCUCGGUCACAGCGGCAAUGCACUAGAUCUGGCCAUGCGAAUCAUCACCUGCAAGCAGAUGGGCAUUGAAUGCCAAGAGGACCAGCAUACUUUGCUGAGCAUGCAGUGCGAUGACGGAAGCUGGGAACCUGGCUGGAUGUAUCAGUAUGGGUCCACAGGCGUGAAGAUUGGAAAUCGCGGCGUCACUACAGCAAUGGCUGUUGCAGCAUUAUCGAUUCGGGAUGAAUCUGUGUAG
This is a messenger RNA of Diaporthe amygdali, 1230 nucleotides long. Its product is annotated as Alpha-D-glucose-1-phosphate phosphatase YihX. NCBI's taxonomy places the organism in Eukaryota, Fungi, Ascomycota, Sordariomycetes, Diaporthales, Diaporthaceae. The coding region runs from base 1 to 1230 and encodes 409 amino acids. The record is from RefSeq and is a predicted model, not a curated record. The transcript has 7 exons.